Molecule: messenger RNA, 1504 nt
Organism: Dissoconium aciculare CBS 342.82
Lineage: Eukaryota; Fungi; Ascomycota; Dothideomycetes; Mycosphaerellales; Dissoconiaceae
Exons: 4
Coding region: 169-1059 (296 amino acids)
Source: RefSeq, a predicted model, not a curated record
GGUGAUGUAUAUACAGAAAUGCUUAUAUUGACGGUCAUGCCCACUCGGUGGCAGGUGUGGUCGGUGCCAAUCCUCUGUUUCUAUUCGGAUCUACAUAUCUCGGUCUCUUGACAUUGUACUGUAUCGUUCCGCGCGUCAUUACACUCAGGCAGCUGAUCCUUUGCAAACAUGCGCCUCAAUUUCCAGGACAGCUAUAACGAGGCGCUCUUCGUCGUACACUGUAUUAUCCUACCGGCGAUUCUCGGUUGCGCACUGGCAUCAUGUUUUCUCCGAAAGUGGAGGGGCAUCCGACGUUCUACACUGGUCGCAUACAAUUUGGCCGUCUUAACGACAUUGGCAUCUUUCGCCCUCUUCAUAGGCUUAGAAGCCCGGCAAGCGUUGGUGCAGCGGGUUUUCUACAAUGAUGAAGCAGGCUUCACCGCGACGUAUCGACCGAUUCAAAUUCUGGUAGUUUUCGCGGUUGGCUUCGAUUACAUAUUUCGGAUCGCGACCUUGAUCGCAGUGACUCUGCUCGCAAUCGCCGUGGCCGACAGUCCCGGACGUCGUCGCUUCCUCAAGAUCUUCCUCAUCGUCGUGUCUGUACUCCUGGCUGCGCUUACUGUCACCACGUUCGGCCUCGAAGGCCAUUUCGUCGAUGUCAUCACGCCCUUACGCGGCACCGAUUCCAGUGAAGAUUUUCAGGCUAGUGCAGAGGGCCAGGCUUAUUGGCUCCCGCGCAAAAUUUACAUCGGUGUGGCCUUCUUUGCGCUGUACCUUGUGUCAGUCUUGGCGAUCCUCGCCGUCAGCAUACAGUCACGUAACUGGCCACUUCGUUUCGCCUUGGUUCAGCUGCUAUUCAUCACUAUUCUCGCCACCACCUCAACCUCAUGGUCAGCGAAAUUCUAUCAAGACCUCUUCGGCGGUGGUUAUUAUGAAAACCCUGAUUAUUACAACUCGUACUACGCUUUUUCAUACGUGGAAGCCAUUCUGGAGGUCUCCUUACAGGCUGGCCUGCUAAUGGCUCUUCUCUUCGUCCCGCAGUCGUUCAGAAACGGCGAGGCGGCGCACACCAAGGUCUAGCAUUUGAAAGCCAGGAAGUUUACUCUGGAAACAUAGAUGAUGACGAUAUAGCUUAGAGCCACGGACUUUGCGGAGCCCUGCCCUUAAUGAGCACAGAUAGAACGAAAGGUUUUCUUCUUGGAAGUGUAGACACCUCCACUAGAUACUUUCACGUCAGACGCAUCAACCCUCCGUGUGCGGAGGGUGAGAGUUCUCAUCUGAGCUGUUUCACGACGCAAGUAACCUAUCAAGCCGCUCCCACAACAGACGUGUACUGAGGAAUCAAUGAACUUUUGGUUCGAACUGUUUCGGAAAAGAGAAUCUACCCUACGAUUGAUGGGGCGCUUUUUCUUCGACGCGCUCGGGAAAAGUCAGAACGGGAGAAUUAAAGGGAUGGAAUCAGCACCCACUCCGGAUCUCGGAUGGAGGAGAAUGAGGUGAAGCCGAGUUCUAGAAAACAAAAGUG